Molecule: messenger RNA, 1111 nt
Organism: Trichosurus vulpecula (common brushtail)
Lineage: Eukaryota; Metazoa; Chordata; Mammalia; Diprotodontia; Phalangeridae
Gene: PGAP2
Product: post-GPI attachment to proteins 2
Exons: 7
Coding region: 198-974 (258 amino acids)
Biological process (GO): GPI anchor biosynthetic process
Cellular component (GO): endoplasmic reticulum membrane; Golgi membrane
Source: RefSeq, a predicted model, not a curated record
GUCCGGCUCCCGGGCCUGCGCGGGCGCGGCCUUGUCGCCUCCGGACCCCGGCCGUCCGGCCGCCCCGGGAGUCUUCCAAAUGGGUGCCGCGUGAAUCAGGAGUUGCUGCCUCUGCCCUCAUGCUGAAAGUGCUCUGCUGCCUGUCUGCUGGAGCCCCAGAAUCCUGACCUCCCUGGGGAGUGGCUCUCUCAGCACCCAUGUCCAACAGAAUGUACCAGGUCCCGCUGCCUCUGGAGCGGGAUGGAACCCUGUUCCGGCUGCGCUUCACUGCUGUGGCUAUGGCUACCGUCUCCUGCCCCCUCUUGGCCUUUCUCUUCUGUGUCAUCUGGUCCCUGUUCUUCCACUUCACGGAGACCACAUCCACCCACUGUGGGGUGCCCAAUUACCUUCCAUCGGUGAGUUCAGCUAUUGGUGGGGAAGUGCCCCAGCGCUACGUCUGGCGUUUCUGCAUCGGCCUGCACUCUGCCCCCCGUUUCCUGGUGGCCUUUGUCUACUGGAACUACUACAGGAGCUGCCCUUCACCCUGCUUUGGCUAUGACCAGCUCUGCCUUCUCAACUUGGGUCUCAACCUUCUGGAGAAUGUGGCCCUGCUUCUGCUCACCUAUGUCUCCUCCUCAGAGGACUUCACCAUCCAUGAGAAUGCCUUCAUCGUGUUCAUCGCAGCAGCUCUGGGCCACAUGCUGCUAACCUGUAUCUUGUGGCGUCUGACGAAGAAACACACAGUAAGUUUGGAGGAACGUAAGUCCUACAGCUGGAAACAACGACUUUUUAUUGUCAACUUUGUCUCUUUCUUUAUGGCCCUAGCUGUCUACUUCCGACACAACAUGUACUGUGAGCCAGGAGUGUACACCAUCUUUGCGGUCCUUGAGUACACCGUGGUUCUGACUAACAUGGGCUUCCACAUGACUGCCUGUUGGGACUUCGGGAACAAAGAGGUGUUUAUUACCUCCCCGACAGAAGAUAAAAGAUUCUGAGCCAGGCUGGACCAUGUUGAAGAAGACCCAGCCUGAUUAGAAGGGUGCAGAGGGGACAGAGAAUGCACUCCCUGCCCUAUCCCCCAGAUUCACCCACCCCAAAACCUGAUGGAGAAAAUAUAGAACUCUAGCCCCCA